Molecule: messenger RNA, 2443 nt
Organism: Cuscuta europaea
Lineage: Eukaryota; Viridiplantae; Streptophyta; Magnoliopsida; Solanales; Convolvulaceae
Source: the annotation of a GenBank genome assembly
GGUAGGUAUAUAUAUAUAUCUUUGAGGUUUGUUUACUUUUUUUCUAUCAAGUCAUGUCUGAAUGAAGUCGUCUAUCUGUAUUAAGACGUAUGUCUGGAUUAAGUAAUGUUUGUAUAUGAAACUGUUUAUUUUGUGUGCAUGGUAAACCAUCUGAAUAGAGUAAAAUAAUCAGUUUAUUAUUAUUUUAUUAAGUUAUAUUGACAAUGAAUAAUGUCAUUUAUUAACAUAUAUCUAUUCCAUAUUAGGUAUCAAAAAACUGGCCCAAUAUGCAUCUUAAUGAACGUCUCAACGGGAAGGAGUGUCUUUUCACAGCUUAAUGAUUAAGUAAUUUUUUUGAUUGAAUGAAUAAGGCGAGUGUAGUAAACAUUACUUAUUGAUUGAAUGUUUAAGUCCUCUUUCUCAUUAAAUACAUUAAGUCAUUAGUAAACUGCCCCUUAGUCCUAUUUUGGGAAGAGUGAGUGCCCAUUGAAGUUGAGGAAACUGCAUUUUCUGUAGAAGGAAUUGGAAAGAAAAAAGUGGAGGGACAUUUUGCGGAUUUUGUGUUUUUAUUUUUAGUUUAACCCUCUGUUCCCCUGCCUUAGUUUGGAUAGCAAUUCUUUCUUGGAAGGAUGCAAAUGCUACUUUUUGUGAAUGAUUACUCAAAACUCCAGCUUUUGUUUCUGGCUUCCUUUUGCCCAUUUUUUUUUUGUUUAGAGGUAACACUGAAAUAAAAUCUUAAAUGGGUAUAUAUUUACCUUAAGUUAAAUGCUAGUCUAUUUACAGAGUACUUUUCAAGAAAACUCCAAACCUAGAAAAUUGGGUUUUCUUUUUCACUAUUUGCAAUAUUUCUAGAUCUUGUGAAAAGAUUGUUAGAAUUGUAUUUAGAGUUUAUUCUGGAAAAAGGGGUUAUAGAGUUUCAAACUGGAAAUGAAAGAUUUACUCCUUAUGUGGUAGGUAUAUAUAACUUGGGGAAUCGGUAUGAUGCCAAUGAGGAGAUGCCGCUAGAGUUACGUUCAUGUGCCUAUUAUGUACUGACUAUGAUGUUUGGGGCUUCUUAGAACUUGCACGUGAUAUUGUGUUCCAUACAUGAGGAAGCCUGGAACUAUGUUAGCAAAUAGGAACAAACAGCAAAAUACUAUUUUCUACUCUCUCACUAAUCCUUCCCACUGGCAUCUGGAAUUCCCUAUAUAAUACUAGUAUACUUUUGGUAGCUGAGAGGAUAUACAUUUUUGGCAAGAAAGGCCUUGAGAAGAAGUGUUUUCUAUAACAACAGUUAUCAGUGUUCUUUCAUUUCAUGUUGAAUGGAAACCAAGCAAAUCUGAGCUCCUCCCUUUAAGCAAUUAAAUUUCACGCAGUUGCAACUCUGGAGUUCAAUCUUUAGUUUGGUAUAAGAUAUGUAGAAUUUCAUGUGCUGUGUAUCUAGAAAGUGAUGAAGUGCUGACUGAAAAUUGUUAUAUACUCUGUAUAUUGAGGUUCAUGGUUAGCCUAGUAGUGGGUAAUCUCCUUGCUUGAGUAUUUGGUUUGGUUUGAUUCCUAUCUAUCAUUGAGGACAAAUACAUUGUGUGUUGAACAUGGUUAGCCUAGUAGUGGGCUAAUCUCCUUGCUUGAGUAGUUGGUUUGGUCUGAUCCCUAUCUCUUCAUAGCGCGCGCACACACAUUGUGUGUUAAACACAACUAGAUUUCCUGGCAAUGGUUAUUUAUGUCGAAGAUAUUAUUAUUAUUUUUAGUAUUAGUAUUAUUAUUGUGUUAUUUUGAACAUGCAGGUAUGCAAAUUUUGCGGAACACGGGUGGGGAUGGAUUUGGUUGGCCAUAUAACGAUGCAGCAUGGAAGUCUUCUAAGAAAAAGGAGAUGUAAGAGAGGCUCUAAUUCAACAGAUACUAUUUUAAGGAAGGAGCUACAGGAAGGAAACAUGACAUCAUUCCAUAAGGGUUCCUUCCAUGAAGUUUCAUUGAAUACAAAAACUGAUCCUGUGUUAUCAUCUUUUAUGUACAAUCCACCUGUGGCUGAUGAACCUCCUGAUGUUCAACCAUGUUUUUACCCCGGGGAGUCCUCAAUGAAGGAAAGCUCACAUGAUGACUUUCUAGAAAGAAAUGGUGUACCAUCUCAAGUUUCUGAGAACCAAGAAGAGAAUGCAGAGAAAUGUGAAUUUGUUCAAUCUCUUAUGCUGUCUACUUUUUUUAAAAGCGCCUAAGCAAAUAUGCAGCUGUAAUGCUGGUUAUGCAGUCGAGGAAAGAGCGAUGGUGUGAGCCUGUGAGGCAUUUGGUGGCAUAAAGCAUAUCAAUAUGUAAAUUGUACUGAUAAUGGCCAAUUUAGUCUAUAUACUUGAUUAAUGUGUGUAUGAAUGAAUGGCUUGAAACACGUGUAUAUGAUGUAUUUAAGUCCUGCAAACUACUGCGUAUAAAAAAGCAAUUGCAUCUAACAAAUAAAACAAACAAAUAAAAACCAACAGCCCAGCUUAUUAUA